AUGGAAGCUUUGGAAACGAGAGGAAAAGUUUUGGCCCUGACGGCGAUUGUAUUCAUAGCUUUUUGGUCACAAUGUAAAGGUGUUGAAGGCAAGAAUUCCACAAGAAUGUCGUAUAUCUGUCCGCCAAUGUUCAUCAGAUUGGGUCAUAGCUGCUAUUUCUUCAGCGAAAACAAAGCUACUUGGCAGAACGCACUGUUCACGUGCAAGAAGAUGUCUUGCAAGAAGCUGCCAUAUCAACCUUCUAGAAACGUCGUGUAA
Molecule: messenger RNA, 258 nt
Organism: Pieris macdunnoughi
Lineage: Eukaryota; Metazoa; Arthropoda; Insecta; Lepidoptera; Pieridae
Source: the annotation of a GenBank genome assembly